UAUCCCAGACCACCAGUCCUUUGUCCUCGUCGGUUAAGUGGUCUUGUUGGGAACCGGUGGCUGCUGGGAGCUGUAGGUUUCCUGACGUAGCACUUGACUUUGAGAAAGCUACAGAAAUGUUUCUCAAACAUUUUUUAAGCCGCAGCUCACAGUAGGAAAUACAUUUUACAUCCCCACAUAUGUACCUACCUAACACUUUUCAGAGAACAGUGCUUGCACGUGACAGCUUCUAUUUACAAAACUAACCGGAUAUCAUGACCGGUGGGGAGCUCAUGACCUGUGGCUUGACAAACACUGGUCUGAAGCAUGUGAGUCAUUUAAUCAUUUCAGUAUCUUUGAAAAUGUCUUGAGACGGUGAGACUGGCAUAGAGUCUUCACAAGCUCAGCCCAGUGCUGAUCUCUCUGAGAUUUUUGUUUAAAUCCUUCAUCCUGUCAUUUCCUCUUUGGAAAGGAAAUUGACCUGUUAUAGGUGUUGCUGAUUCGCUGCUUGGGAGCCCCGAGUGGUCAUUGUCCGCAGGUGUGCGCCGCCCGCGGAAGGCCCGGGCUCUUUGGAAAGCUGUGUAGUUCCUGCGAGGCAGCAUUUGGAAACCCAGCGCAUCUGCUGACAGAUUUCGUUUUUCUGCAGAGAAGACUAAAGUACUAUUUUGAAACGCUACCCUGUUUUUCCAUAGGGUGUGCUGAUCUCCAAACGCUGGACACCAUGCAGCCGAUGGAGAGGAAGAGGCAGGGCUACAUCCACGAGCUGAUUCAGACUGAGGAGCGGUACGUGGACGACCUGCAGCUGGUCGUGGAGGUUUUUCAGAAACGGAUGGCAGAGUCAGGCUCUCUCACCGAAGGAGAAAUGACCUUGAUCUUCGUUAACUGGAAGGAGCUCAUCAUGUCUAACACGAAGCUGCUGAAGGCCCUGCGGGUUCGGAAGAAGACUGGGGGCGAGAAGAUGCCGGUGCAGAUGAUCGGGGACAUCCUGGCGGCCGAGCUGUCCCACAUGCAGGCCUACAUCCGGUUCUGCAGCUGCCAGCUCAACGGAGCCGCUCUCUUACAGCAGAAGACCGACGAGGACACGGACUUCAAAGAAUUUUUAAAGACCCAUCUUAUUCCAGAAAGAAUACAUAAUAGCUUACUGAAGUGUAUAAAAUGUAACAAGAUAAAAUAAAACUUACAAUGAGUGGAUGAAUAAGGAAGUGUGGACAAGAGGAAAUGGUGAUGCCAGGAAUUAGGAUAAUACAUAAAACGCAUGUCUGUGACCCUAUACAUAUACUGGACAUGUACACAGAUGUCAUUAAACCUUCCAGAACGACUGGUUCCUGGUGCUGUGGCCAUAACUUACAAGCAGGCAGUGCGUGAGCAGAGAGCUGCACUGCACUCUGCACUGCGCAUGGUACAAUGAGUCAGCGGCAUCCCUGCAGUGACACAGCAGUGAGCAAAAGUGGGGUGGGGGUUAUAACCCAAUAGCUCUUACAAUAUAGUUGUUAAAGUCUUAAUUUAAAAAUAGUGAAUAGAAUUUAGCAUCAUAUGGAAAGAAGAGUCUAUCACAACCAAAAAGGUUUAUCCCAGGAGGCAAGAAAAUAUGCUUAGAACAAGAAAGGCUUCAGAAUGGGACAGCGAGGUUGCAAUCCCCGCCCCACCCACUGUCCAGUGGGUGACCUGGGUAAGUCAC
Molecule: messenger RNA, 1657 nt
Organism: Myotis lucifugus (little brown bat)
Lineage: Eukaryota; Metazoa; Chordata; Mammalia; Chiroptera; Vespertilionidae
Product: intersectin-2-like
Exons: 4
Coding region: 701-1153 (150 amino acids)
Biological process (GO): positive regulation of Rho protein signal transduction
Molecular function (GO): guanyl-nucleotide exchange factor activity
Source: RefSeq, a predicted model, not a curated record